Aureobasidium subglaciale EXF-2481 is the source of this 3471-nucleotide messenger RNA. RefSeq lists its product as uncharacterized. The record is from RefSeq and is a predicted model, not a curated record. The transcript has 6 exons. NCBI's taxonomy places the organism in Eukaryota, Fungi, Ascomycota, Dothideomycetes, Dothideales, Saccotheciaceae. Bases 1 to 3471 code for a protein of 1156 amino acids. Gene Ontology annotation, biological process: actin cytoskeleton organization; signal transduction. Gene Ontology annotation, cellular component: cytoplasm.
AUGGGUCUACCGACCGACCCCUCCACCCAGCACGACGCUGAUGAUCAUCCCUAUCCUUCCGACAUCGCACUUCCACCUUCUCGCACCAACACCUUCGAGUCUCCUGCCGACUCGCCUUCGCGCCCUUCCACAGAUGCCGAAUCUCAGCUUGAAUUGGCGACUCGUCACCGUCCGAAGCGCAGUCUAGACGUCAAGGACGAUCGCCCUGUCGACUCUCAAGUCUCCCCUUCACGGGACCGCUCGCGACCCAAUGGAAAGCAGUCUAAUAGGAUAUGCGCAAAGUGCGGUGGUCAUCUGACAGGCCAAUUCGUGCGCGCGCUGGGCGGCACUUAUCAUCUCGAGUGCUUCACCUGCCAUGACUGUGGUAAAGUUGUCGCUUCCAAAUUCUUCCCUGUACCAGAACAGCCUCCGAACCAGUAUCCUCUUUGCGAAACGGAUUAUUUCCGCCGACUGGACUUGCUUUGCCAUGCUUGUGGAGGCGCCCUCCGCGGCUCUUACAUCACCGCACUCGAUCGCAAAUACCAUAUCGAACACUUCACCUGCUCCGUGUGUCCCACCGUCUUUGGCGCGCAGGACAGCUACUACGAACACGAAGGAAACGUAUACUGCCAUUAUCAUUAUUCGACGAAAUUCGCCCAACGCUGCAAUGGCUGUCAAACAGCCAUUCUCAAACAGUUUGUCGAAAUCUUCCGUAACGGUCAAAACCAGCACUGGCAUCCGGAGUGUUACAUGAUUCACAAGUAUUGGAAUGUCAGGUUGCAUCAAGGCGGCUCUGCGGACGAGCCGUUGGAUUCUGAGGAGAAUGCAACAGAAGAAUUGCGAAAGAUGGUCAAAGAAAGCGAAGAGAGUGUCGAAGACAAGGUACUCUGGAUCUGGCGCACCCUCUCUUCUUUCGAAGAGAAAUCGGCGACAUGCAUCUCGGAUAUGUUGUUACAUGUCAGCAACGGCGCCUACGUCGACGGAGUCAUGACAGCCAAGAGGUUUAUAACCCAUGUGGAUCUUUUGUUUUCUGCAGCAGAUCGCCUUGACCAAGUCCUACAGUCUCACACAGCGAAGGGUCUUUCCUACUCGAGAGAAGCCAAACUUCUGUGUAAGAAGGUGGUCGCAUUCUUCCAACUACUUGCCGAGUCUCAAGAGACGGGCGUCAGGCGAUUGGGUGUUACCCAGGAGCUUUUGUCGCUCGUCACAGGUCUAGCGCAUUAUCUCAAGCUUCUAAUCCGUAUCUGCCUUCAGGGCGCUUUGAAGUUGGAACGCGAGACUGGCAGCCACGAAGGCUUGACUAAUUUCUUGGAUGAGAUUGGCGCUCUUGACGACAGACUCGAAGCGGAUGAGGAGAGAGAUCCGAGAAGCGAAACAGAAAACUUUGUUGCCCGAUCCGCUGACAAUUGUGCCGUUUGCGACAAGUCUGUUGAAGACAAAUGCUUCUCACGCAGAGACAGAAGAUUCCACGCCCAAUGCCUUACAUGCAGCAAGUGUUCGAAACCUCUUGCCGACGACCACGCGGCAGCGAGGUGGGACGAGCCGUCUCAAAAGGUCCUUUGCGAUCGCCAUGCUGGAAGCUCUACCGAAGGAGACAUUGUCUUCAUCUCCCGUCUCCAACAAUACGUGCAUCUCCUUCGGGUUGCGCAUGCGAGGUUGCUCGCCACACUGCGCACAAGCGGUGCCCUACCUCAUACUUCAGAUGACCCGAAUCUUGCAGACUACGACUCCAACCGUGGGCAUCGUGUUUCGCCGAAGGGUUCUAUGGAUCCUCCAUUGCUUCGCUCUAACACGAGAUCAAAGUCGUACGCAGGCUCAACCAAGCGUGAGCACUCACCAUCAUAUGAACAAACACUUGGAGACAUCCGAAGGUUGCGAUCUACUCGAAUGGAAAAGAAUAUCUCCACCACGAAUCGUAGGGCUCGUACAUCCAGGAUUAUCGAUGGACCAGAAGGUAUGCACGGAGACUCUGAAGAUAGGCUCGAACGCCGUCAGACCGGCAAUUUCCAGAUUGUGGACGAUGGUGAGGCCGGUGGGUCUCGCAUGUCGCAGCUUCAGUUUGGCAACCAUGAAUCCAUGACCCUGGAUGACAUUCCAAGAAUUGUCCAGGCACAGCAAACAAGAGAACAGAGGCCCAAUGCCUCCAAGUUCCAUCGCGGCCCCAUGAUACCUCAAGAACCAAGACCGAAGCUUGUCAAUAACGGCCAUACACGACAUGUUUCGCUCGGUAAUGAAGAGAAGCCAGCUCUCGUGGAAGGUGGAGCUUUCAAGACCAAGAAGUACUUCUCCGAACUUUCAGCUCUCGAGUACUUCAUCGUCCGGCAUGUUGCCGUGCUGUCAAUGGAACCUCUUCUUGAAGGCCACUUCAACCAAGAGGAACUACUUGACCUCAUUGAGACGAAGAGACCCACAUUUUGGGGCAAGUUCGGCAAGGCCUUUAAGCCCGAGGCUACCAAGAAGCACAAGGGUAACAAGCGAGGAAUCUUCGGCGUAUCUCUUGAGCAGUUGGUGGAGAAAGACUAUGCAGAGUCGACAGACGGCAUUGGACCGGGUGCUUUGCGGAUACCGGUCCUCAUUCAAGACGCCAUAUCUGCAAUGCGGACGAUGGACAUGUCUGUCGAAGGUGUCUUCCGCAAGAAUGGCAACAUCAAGAGACUCAACGAUGUCAAAGAGGAGAUUGACUCGAAGGAGAUGGUUGAUGUUGAUCUCACAAAGGAAAACCCGGUCCAAGUUGCUGCACUGCUCAAAAAGUUCCUCCGAGAACUGCCAGAUCCUCUCAUGACGUUUAAACUGCAUAAGUUGUGGAUAACGUCACAAAGAAUAUCUGAUGAAGAGACGCGACGAAGGGUGCUGCAUCUUACAUGCUGUCUUCUUCCGAAAGCACACAGAGACACGAUGGAAGUAUUGUUCAGUUUCAUGCAAUGGGUAUCUUCGUUCUCUCAUAUCGACGAGGAAUCUGGUAGCAAGAUGGACGUUCACAACCUCGCUACUGUCAUGGCGCCCAAUAUUCUGCAUCUGGGCAAGCGGGACGUUCCUCUGGAUGACAACUUGCUUGCUAUUGAGGCAGUACACUCGCUCAUUGAGUACAACGAGUACAUGUGCGAGGUACCGGAAGAUUUGGCUCUAAUUCUCAACGACUCCACUUUGUUCUCUGCCAGCGCUGAUAUCACAACCAAGGAGAUUCUCAAACGAUACGGUGACCGUACAAAGGGACCUUCGACGACACAAGGCGAUGUAGCGCCACCACCUCAAUCCAUGACACCCAAGUCUCGUGAGAGCAGGGGCAGCGCGCCUGUCGUUACUCGUGUCGACACAGAUGCUGAACAAGCGAACGCAUGGGGCAAUGAAGCCAGCGUCCGUCAUGUCGCAGCAGACCUGCCACCACAGCCACCUUUCGCAAUGCACUCAAACAAGUCAUCAGAGAGCCAGGGCAGUCCUACCAGGAACGGCAAUCGCAACAGCGGAUUUACUCCAAGACCCAUGGCAACAUAG